AUGUCUUCUGCCACGCGCAGCCUCCGCAUUGCUUCCCGCGUGCUGCGGCCCCAGACUCGCUCUGUCGCCGUCCUCUCGUCUGCGCUGCUGCAGUCGACGCCCGCCUCCUCGGCCUCUGCCUUUGCCCCCGCCCCCAGACAGUCCAGCUUCCAGCUUGCUGGCCGCCGCUCCUACUCCUCGGCCCCGAUCACCAACUCCAACAUGGCCUACGACAAGGAGGUCGACGACAUUGCCGAGUACGUGACCAAGCCCAUUACCUCGGAGCUUGCUCUCGACACCGCCCGAUGGAUCCUUCUGGACACCCUCGGCUGCGGCCUUGAGGCCCUGCAGUUCCCCGAGUGCACCAAGAUGCUCGGCCCCGUCGUCGACGGCACCACCGUCCCCAACGGCGUGCGCGUGCCCGGCACCCACUACGAGCUGGACCCCAUCAACGGCGCCUUCAACAUUGGCGCCAUGAUCCGCUGGCUCGACUACAACGACUGCUGGCUGGCGGCCGAGUGGGGCCACCCCUCGGACAACCUGGGCGCCAUCCUGGCCGUCGCCGACUGGAUCAACCGCACCAACAAGAGCGGCACCGCCAAGAAGCUAGCCGGCGGCCGCAUCAUCACCGUGCGUGACGUCCUGGCCUACGCCACCAAGGCCCACGAGAUCCAGGGCAACCUGGCCAUCCUCAACUCCUUCAACAAGGUCGGCCUCGACCACGUCCUGCUCGUCAAGGUCGCCUCCGCCGCCGUCGUCGCCGACAUGCUCGGCCUUGACAAGGAAGGCAUUGCCGCCUCCGUCUCGCAGGCGUUUGUCGACGGCCAGUCCCUGCGCACCUACCGCCACUCGCCCAACACCAUGUCCCGCAAGUCGUGGGCCGCCGGCGACGCCUGCCAGCGCGCCGUGACCAACGUCCUGCGCGUCAAGCAGGGCGAGAAGGGCAUCCCCACCGUCCUGUCUGCCAAGGUCUGGGGCUUCUACGACGUCCUGUUCAAGGGCAAGCCGUUUGCGUUCAACCGCCCCUACGGCAGCUACGUCAUGGAGAACGUCCUGUUCAAGGUCUCGUACCCCGCCGAGUUCCACGCCCAGACCGCCGUCGAGGCCUCGGAGAAGAUCUUCCACCAGCUCAAGGCCGCCGGCAAGUCCUCGGCCGACAUCAAGGCCGUCACCUGCCGCACCCACGAGGCCUGCAUCCGCAUCAUCGACAAGCAGUUCGCCCAGCUCAACAACUUUGCCGACCGCGACCACUGCGUCCAGUACAUGAGCGCCGUCAUGCUGCAGUACGGCCGCCUGACGGCCAACGACUACCUCGACGGCUCCGAGGCCGCCACCAGCCCCGAGCUGGACGCUCUGCGCAAGAAGAUUACCUGCGUCGAGGACCCCAAGUUCACCGCCGACUACCACGACGCCGACAAGCGCACCAUCUCCAACGCCCUGACCGUCGAGCUCAACGACGGCACCGUCUUGCCCGAGGUCGUUGUCGAGGCGCCCCUGGGCCACCCCCUGCGCCGCGAGGAGGCCAAGCCCGUCAUCCUGGCCAAGUUCAAGCGCCACCUGUCGCCCCACUUCAGCGCCGAGCGCGUGGAGGAGCUUGUCAAGCUGAGCACCGACGGUAGCCGCGUUGACAGCAUGCCCAUUGACGAGUACCUGAGCCUGUACACCGUCAAGGACAGCAAGUUUGUCAAGGAGAACAACUAA
Messenger RNA from Sporothrix brasiliensis 5110, 1680 nucleotides. RefSeq names its product 2-methylcitrate dehydratase. Gene Ontology annotation, molecular function: 2-methylcitrate dehydratase activity; 2 iron, 2 sulfur cluster binding. The record is from RefSeq and is a predicted model, not a curated record. Gene Ontology annotation, cellular component: mitochondrion. NCBI's taxonomy places the organism in Eukaryota, Fungi, Ascomycota, Sordariomycetes, Ophiostomatales, Ophiostomataceae. The transcript has 2 exons. The coding region runs from base 1 to 1680 and encodes 559 amino acids.